AUGGUCAGAUCUUCCUCAUGGCUCAUGGCCGCCACCGCCCUUCUGGGCCCGGCCUCGGCCAAUCUGGCUGCUGCUGCUGCUGCUGCCUCUCCCGCCAACCCGGGCUGCGCAGAGCUGCUGCAGUCGAGCCCGGACAAGACUUUUGUGCCUGGAGACGACGAGUACGAGCGGGAGAGGAACGCCUUUUGCCGUGAAACCGGCGCGAGGUUUGCCGUCCGCGGAGGCGGCCACAUGGCCGUCGAGGGCGCCUCGAGCAUCGAGGACGGCAUCCUGAUCGUCGCCUCUUCCCUCGGGGCUCUCUCCGUCUCGGAGGACCUCAAGACGGCCGACAUCGGCCCCGGCCAUACCUGGGGCGAAGUCUAUGCCCGUCUCGCCGAGGACGACCUCGCAGUUGCCGGCGGUCGACUCUCGCCCGUCGGUGUCCCGGGGCUCUUGCUGGGCGGCGGUGUCAGCUUCUACGCCAACCAGGGCGGAUGGUCUGCCGACACCGUCGUCGCCUACGAGGUCGUGCCUGCCGACGGCACCAUCGCCAACGUGACGGCCGAGUCGGACCCCGAACUCUUCUGGGCCCUCAAGGGCGGCUCUUCCAACCUCGACCUCGUCACCCGCUUCACCAUGCGCACCUUUCCGUCCAAGAAGGUCUUUGCUGGCGCCUACACCGUUGCCGGGGAGCACGUGCCCGCUUUCCUCGAGGCCGUCGCCGACUUUUCCACCGCCAACACCGACCCUCUGUCGCAUGCUGUGCCCAUGGUCGUCCCCACCGACAGCAACAACUCGGUCGCCUCGGCAGUCCUCUUCUACGACUCGGAGACGGAGAGCAACCCCGGCUGCUUCAAGCCCUUCUUCGACAUUCCCAGCAUUGCCAACACAAUGUGCUUCAAGACUCUGGCCGACUUCUCCGCCGAGGUUGGCGGUCUUGUCGUCGAGGACAUCAACGACGUGUUCAUUGCCGGCUGCACUGUGGGCAAGGACCGCGAGACCAUUCUCAAGGGCGUUCGGAUCUCGCACGACGUCUUCGUCAACUCUCUCGACUCGCUGUUCGAGGCCGUGCCCAAGGGAGACUUCGUCCUGCUCUCCGUCAACUGGCAGCCCAUCACCCAAACCUGGCAAGAUGCCUCGCGUCGCUCGAACCCCGGCGGGAACGCCCUCGGCAUCGACGUCGAGACGAAGGGCAUCUACAACGCGUGGGCCUGGGCCGUCGAGUGGUCGUCUAGCCGGUACGACGAGGCGGUCUUGGCCUGGGUCAAGGAGACGACCGCCGAGGCCGAGCGCCAGACCAAGGAGGCGGGCAUCUACGACGCCUUCAACUACAUGGGCGACGCCUCUGGCUUCCAGGAAAUUUAUGCCGGAUACGGCGAGGAUAACAAGCGCAAGCUGCUCGACGUGUCCAGGACGGUCGACCCCGAGAGGACCUUCCAGAGCCUGAUGCCCGGCGGCUUCAAGAUUGGCGCCUAG
Molecule: messenger RNA, 1455 nt
Organism: Colletotrichum navitas
Lineage: Eukaryota; Fungi; Ascomycota; Sordariomycetes; Glomerellales; Glomerellaceae
Product: FAD binding domain-containing protein
Exons: 2
Coding region: 1-1455 (484 amino acids)
Molecular function (GO): FAD binding
Source: RefSeq, a predicted model, not a curated record